Molecule: messenger RNA, 708 nt
Organism: Anopheles nili
Lineage: Eukaryota; Metazoa; Arthropoda; Insecta; Diptera; Culicidae
Gene: Nse1
Product: non-structural maintenance of chromosomes element 1 homolog
Exons: 3
Coding region: 1-708 (235 amino acids)
Biological process (GO): double-strand break repair via homologous recombination; DNA damage tolerance
Cellular component (GO): Smc5-Smc6 complex; nucleus
Molecular function (GO): ubiquitin-protein transferase activity
Source: RefSeq, a predicted model, not a curated record
AUGUCGUACAAUAAUGUUCAUAGAGCUUUCUUGCAGGCGUGUUCGAAUCACGGCACAAUAAGCAAGCAACAAGCCCACGACAUACUAAUCGGCAUCUAUGCACGCUAUGGUGAAGAUGAUACGGUUCCCGAUGAGGAUAAAGUAGCAGAAGUUGUGGCCAAAAUAAACGAACGUAUCUAUCGCUUCGACCAGAAAAUCAGCUUUACGCACUAUGAUCCGACCGAUAUGGAUUUCUACGUAUUCGUCAAUCUGCAAGAGUCGCCGGUAGAUCUGCAGCAAAAUUUCUACUCCGCUACCGAGAUACAUUACUUUCGUGUGUUAUUGCGUGAGCUCACAUUAAGCGACGACCAUCAUCUACCCUCUAUUGCUUGCCUUAACUUAACGAGCGAAACUGCCGGUGAAGGAACAAAGCCUCUCACGAAAGCACGUGCCGAACAACUGUUGGGGGAAUGGGAGGAAAUGGGCUACUUUCUGGAGCUAGAAGACAAAUGCUACUUGGGGCCGAAAGCAAUUGUAGAAUUUGAAAAGUUCCUCAACAAACAUUAUGCGGAUGUUAUAACACGCUGCUGUCUGUGCAAAGUCACGAUAUUCUAUGGGGUUCGUUGUGCGAGCUGUCCACAGAUUUUGCACAAAGAUUGCAUGAAGAAGUACCUCCGUCGACUCACAAAUUGUCCCGCAUGUAAAGAAUUGUGGAGCGUUCCGUUAUAA